This is a messenger RNA of Mus caroli (Ryukyu mouse), 1453 nucleotides long. RefSeq names its product NFKB activating protein like (gene Nkapl). The record is from RefSeq and is a predicted model, not a curated record. Gene Ontology annotation, biological process: regulation of gene expression. NCBI's taxonomy places the organism in Eukaryota, Metazoa, Chordata, Mammalia, Rodentia, Muridae. Gene Ontology annotation, molecular function: chromatin binding. Gene Ontology annotation, cellular component: nucleus.
UGCUCUCCGUGUUGUGACUUCUGGAAUAACCGCCUCCGCGGUGGUUGAUUGAAGGCGGACCAUGUCGCCUGUAUCCCGAUCUCGCCCUAAUGAGGACACUGUGAGCUCUCAGAAACGACGACGUUUCUCGGAGAGCCCACCGUCGGCGUUGCAGACUAGCCGAUCGCCUCGGGGAGGCGGUUUCGGCUCUCUCCUCAGCCGGCCUGAGGGGCUCCAGCCUCCUCGGGGUGCUCAGGGCGUUCGGCCACUGCAUCCCAUCAGCCGCCCCAGGUCUGGAGAACGACCGCUACCGCUGGGGAUCCGUACGCUUGCCUCCUCGUCCUCUCCCAUCUGUGGUGGGUACCGUUACCACCACAACUAUACGGGAGAUCGUUCGUGGGCUGAGGACCAGGAGAAGGAAAAGGAGGAAAGUUAUAGGCAAAGGAGGCUGAAGGAAAGAGAGAGGAUUGGAGAGCUGGGAGCGCCUGAGGUAUGGGGACUGUCACCCAAGAUUCCUGAGCCAGAUUCUGAUGAACAUACACCAGCUGAAGAUGAGGUGAAGAAUCAGAAGAGCAGCAGUUCAGAUUUGACCAAUGAAGAAAAAAGGACAAAGACCAGUCAUUCAACAAAGAAAAAAAGAAAGAAAAAGCCUUCCAAAAGGAAGCAUAAAAAAUAUUAUGACAGCAAUUCAGACUUUGACAUUCAUUCUAGCUCUGAUAGUGAUAAAAAGAAAGUUAAAACCAAGAAGAAAGAGAAGAAAAAGAAACAUCGGGCAAAACAACUCAAGAAGAGGACUAAAAAAGAAUACAGUGACAUAAGCUGCAAAGCUUCAGAAAGGGACUUGCCAGAAGAUGCGUGGAUGGAAGAGUCGAUGAGUGCAGAGAGCAUGGAUUUAAUAGGCCCAGAAGCACCUGUGAUACACACCUCUCAAGAUGAGAAACCUUUGAAUUAUGGCCAUGCUCUGCUUCCAGGUGAAGGUGCAGCAAUGGCUGAAUACGUAAAAGCUGGGAAGCGUAUCCCACGAAGAGGUGAAAUUGGGUUGACAAGUGAAGAGAUUGCCUCAUUUGAAUGUUCAGGUUACGUCAUGAGUGGUAGCAGGCAUCGCCGAAUGGAGGCUGUAAGACUGCGUAAAGAGAACCAGAUUUAUAGUGCUGACGAGAAACGAGCCCUUGCAUCCUUUAACCAAGAAGAGAGGCGGAAGAGAGAGAAUAAGAUCCUAGCCAGCUUUCGAGAAAUGGUGUACAGAAAGACAAAAGGGAAAGAUGACAAGUGACAACCGGUUUGUUUCACCGUGGGACGUUUAAAACAAAGGCUUUGUAUGGCCAAAGUAAUAGUAAAUGGUUUUACCAUUUACCAAUGCUAUUGUACCUACUGUGUUAGUAAAAAGCACUUUUUAAGAUGUCAUUAAAAUUUUUUACAAACAUUGCAGAAAAAUGACUAAAAAGGUGAAUGUCACUUCAGUCCCUGAUUUACC